Molecule: messenger RNA, 1647 nt
Organism: Dermacentor andersoni
Lineage: Eukaryota; Metazoa; Arthropoda; Arachnida; Ixodida; Ixodidae
Product: THAP domain-containing protein 1-like
Molecular function (GO): sequence-specific DNA binding
Source: RefSeq, a predicted model, not a curated record
GCUGCGACGCCAUUUUGAAUCACGGCGGUUGGUCAGAGUGGUAGCAGUUGAUCGGUGCUAACAGCUGAGCUUGCGUUGUUCGAGGCACUCGCUGGUGGUUCAACUUGCUUGACAGUGUUCGACUGCGCAACUGACAGGCUUGUCAAGUCCACUGAGCCAUCAUGACGGGCUGUUGUGUGCUAAUGUGCUCCGGGUCAACUCGUAAAGGCCUGCGUUGUUUUCGCUUCCCCCGGGACCCGGAGCGAAGAAAGAAAUGGGAAGCUCAACUAAAGCGGGAUCGGUGGAACGCAACUGACCACUCAUAUGUCUGCGAGUUGCAUUUUGAGCCAUCACAGUUUGAGCAGCGCCGAGCGGAUGGCUGGAAAAAGCUGAAGCAGAAUGCCAUUCCCACGCUCUUUGCAAACAACUCGCAGCCACUCAAGCAACAAACAGAACAGGAUUCACGCUCAAAACGGCGAAAAAAAUGGCCAGAAAUCACCCGUGAGGAAGCAGCCAUAAACAAGCAUAGUGAGGCCGACCACAAGCCUGAGGCUCUAAUGUCAUUCUGCGAAGUUGUCCUAACAUAUGAGACCUAUAGCAGUGCCACAGGCAGUAGUACCAUUGUCACCAUUCACCAGAUAGCCGAGCAAGGUUGACGCCCCACUGACCCAGGACAGCCGCCCCAGGUCUGUCCGCCAGCUUGGCCACCAGUGCCCGCAACGUCGGUGCAUAUCCACGAGACGUUGUUGCUACCUUUGCUGAAUAGACAACGGACAUUGCAGGCCGACUGCCAAGAAUCCUCUGGAUGUGGGCUGAGGUUGUCUACAUGCCAUUGUGCUCGAAAGACACAAGACGAAGAUUACUGUUUGUGCUUGUGCUGUGUAUAUAUGUGCAACAGUGACGUGACUGCAGUGAGGGCAACUUGCAUAGCUAAUUUGUAAGGUGAGAACCACUCCACAUUGCUAAGAAGCAGUGAGGUUGUUACCUCCGUUUGUUUUGUACUUUUUUGCACAGUACUCACGUAAUCGCCCUCGCUGAAUGGAUGACAGACAUUGCAAGCCAACGCGAAGAACCACACGAAAGUGACUCGUCUACAAGCCAGGCUACAUUCUAAGAGGCUCACAAAAAUGUGAGGAAAUCAAGAGAUUGUAGGAAAUUAGAUAAUACAUUGUAAUGUUCAUCACAUUACAGAUAGACAAGAGAUUUUGCUUGCAGGAAACGCACAGAGGUAGACCUGAGCUGCUGCGCUCCACUCCGCUACUCUGUACUGGGUCAAAGCGAAGGGGGAGUGAAAGUACAAUAGAACCUCGUUCAUACGUUUUGACGAUCACCGACUCUGCUCACCACCACCAUUGUGCUCGAGUGGGGUCACGAAUAAUAACUGUUAAGAGGCUAAUGUGGCGACAGUCGGGAAGCUCCAGAGAGCAUUGUGCACAUGUCCUAACGUUGACUUUCCUCUCUGCCACACUCUUGCCGUGUAUAUACACACACUGAACCACCUCUCGACCUGGCGUACAAGGAAACAGCAGCAGCAGCAGUACAAAUGUCAAAGGAAGAGGCAAAGAAAGCUUCCCUUUAAUAUACUGCAGUCUUCUCCAGGAGGUUGGUAGCACCAUACAGGUUGUUUCUUCUGACCAGAAGGCGUUGCUUUAGAAAAGAAAUUCUGUG